CCGCACAACUGCUGAACCUCGUGGGCGUUGGCUUCUUCCUGAAUAAUGCUAUACGGCCAUUCCUUCGAGGCCAGGCCGCUAUUUGAUCUUUUUCCCACUGUUCAGAUCUCCCGAUGCUGAGUUCCAGUGUUCUUUUGGUCCUUUUAGCCUCUCGCUGUCUCGUCGUGUAUUUCGCUGUCAUCAGCAUGAUCCCCGCUUCAGUCAGACGAAGAAUAGGGAAACAUGGUGGCCCACUGUCACUGCUUGCAUCUCUGGCCGCAAGCGCCGCUACCCUCUCACCAGGCGCCGCCGCUGCCUUGACCUUCAACCUCUCUUCGCCUGCAGUCUGCGCCCCACUAAAUGUCACGUUCACACCGACCAGCUCGGGCUUUCCGUACGUCGUCUGGGUCUCGUCGCUGUUCAGCGCAACCCAGUCCUAUCGCAUCAACAAAGACUACCAGCGCGAUGCCAACGGUGACAUCACCUUCCAGUACACCAUCCCGCCAAAGUCAUCCACAUUCUCGACGUUCACCGUGACCGUCGCGGACGCCCAAGGUAACGGCAACACCAGCAGACCCCUUGCGCCGUACGUCCCUGCCGGCAGCACGGCGUCAUGUGACCCGUACACGGCGAGCAAUUCCUUCCUGUGGGCGUCCGAUAGCCUCGUCGGCUCGACCAACAACAUGGUCCAGUGUGGCAACAUCAAGUUUUACACGCUUGACAGCAGGGGAACGAGGCCUUUCACUCUGACUUACCUCCCCUUACAAGGUGUCCCACAAACUGUAAACGUGCCCGCCUCCGCGACGCAAAAUCAGACGUUCUUCAACUACACCACCAUCCUGCCCUACGCUCAAGGCACAGACUUUUUCAUCGUCCUCGGCGACGGCACGGGUGGCGCGACGGGCGGGACGUCGCAGCUGUACAGGGUCGGCGCCUCCUCGGACCAGGACUGUCUGGCGAACAGUUACCAGCUGCCGAACCGCGUCGCGGGCAACGCUCUCCCGCUCAACGGCAUCACCGCCAGCUUUCAGAACCUAUCCGGCGCGGUCGCAGACUCGACAGGCACGGGCAUGGGAACGAGCGGGAACGAGACUGCAUCAGGCUCAACAGGUGGCAGCAGCAGCGGCGGUGGCGGCAGCAACACAGGGGCUAUUGUCGGUGGUAUCGUCGGCGCCAUCAUCGCGCUCGGCAUCGUCUGUGCGCUCGGCGUAGCGUACUUUCUGUGGAAGCGGCGGCAGCGCAAGCUGCGCGAUGCUGCACGCAAGGAGGAGGAUCACUUUGUCGACCUCGACGGCGACGAAGAUAUGGUUGAGGCGCCCGGCGGAGGCGGCCUGCUUCGUGCCACAAGGAGGCAGAGUGCUGGUGUCAGACAGUCAUAUGGCGUCUCGCCUUUCCCUUACGACCCGCAACACUCGCAGUCAAAUACCAAUACGGCUGAGGCAUCGGCACCGGGCAGUCCCGACGGCACGGCAGCCACACUGCUGCGGCCCACGUCGCAGCACACGCACAGCACGCAGUUCGCCGCCUUUGCUGGCGCGGCGAUGGGUGCAGGAGUAGGAGCUGCGGCUGGCACGUCCGCCGCGUCAGCCUCGCUUGCUGGCCGCUCUGCCUCGCCGCCCUUGCCGCCACGCUCGCCGUUUCAGGGCGGCGCAGCAGCGUUGCAUUCGCGGACGAAUAGCCAGAGCUCUGCCGCGCUGCGCGGGCCGCUGCGCGCCAUCAAUGCGGAUACGGGUACGGACAUGAUUGCUGCUGCUGAGGCAGUGGCAGGAACGUGGGGCGCGAGCGGGACCGAGGCGCCUGCGUUGCCGCAGAAGCUGCCGCUGCCUGGCGACGAGUCGGACCAGGACGGGCUACCCGUCGCGGGGAGCAGCAGGCUCGUACAGCACCGCGACGCCGGGCCUGUGCCUGCACCUGCGCUCCAGCCGCCUGAGGCGGAGCAGGUCGAGGAGCUGCCGCCGCAGUAUGGCGGCUGGGUUGCACGGCAGGGGAGCAUGCCCCGGCCUGAAGGUCAGGGUCAGAGCGAGAGCUAGAGCGAUAGAGCCGAUCCUAUCCGAUGGACACUACUUGGCCAUUGCUGGCUUUUAUAGUAUGCUACCUGGACCAGCUUUGUUUCCAUACAUUGAGUUCUUUCUCUGUCUCGGGACGCGUC
This is a messenger RNA of Tilletiaria anomala UBC 951, 2128 nucleotides long. RefSeq lists its product as uncharacterized. The coding region runs from base 114 to 2009 and encodes 631 amino acids. The transcript is spliced from 3 exons. The record is from RefSeq and is a predicted model, not a curated record. NCBI's taxonomy places the organism in Eukaryota, Fungi, Basidiomycota, Exobasidiomycetes, Georgefischeriales, Tilletiariaceae.